Messenger RNA from Parnassius apollo (apollo), 1377 nucleotides. The record is from the annotation of a GenBank genome assembly. NCBI's taxonomy places the organism in Eukaryota, Metazoa, Arthropoda, Insecta, Lepidoptera, Papilionidae.
AUGGAUUCUCUCGUUGGGUACGGAAGCGAUGAUGACAACGAAACUGAACGUUUCAGCCAUCACACCUCGGUGGGUCAAGGUACUUGGAGUCAGCCUGGCAGUCGCCGUCGUGAUGAUGACACCAACUAUGAUGAUGUGAACAUGGACUUGAGUGAGGAGUCUCAGGGUGCCGAGUCGGAGCCGGAGCUGCCUCCCGCAGAGUCGUCAGCAGUGCGGCGUUGCCCCGAGCGUCCCGAACGCCUAAAACGUCCAAAUCGCCAGGAUUAUCCCGAUCGAUCAAACUCAGAUGACAGCCGUGAGCGAGAUCGCGAACGUGACCACGACCGAGACCGAGAACGCAAUCGUGAUCGCGACCGUGAUCAGGACCGCAAAGACCGACGGCGUGACUCACCGCCUCGGCCUCGACCAGAUCGAGAUCGCGAAGAACGUGAUAAGGAUCGCUCGCCGCGAAGGGAGGACCGGUACCAUAGAUCUGAUAGACCUGAACGAAGCCGCGGCACACACGAAGGUUCAUCACGUCGAGGUCUACUCGGAGACCGGCCUGAUGAAAGGAGCAGUGACAGUAAGGUACCAGCGUUGAUGGAUUUGAAGCCAUUCGGGGAUGAACCCCCACCAGGUUUAGGAAAAUCACAAGAUGCAAGGGACGCCGUUUCACCUAGAUUCGUUGAUCGCGAUCGCCGUGACCGCGACCGCGACCGCGACCGAGACCGCGAUCGUGAACGUGAACGUGAACGCGACAAGGAGAGGCACAGCCGACGUUCUGAGGAGCGAAGGUCUUCAGGACACAGACAUGGAGAACAUAGAUCAAGAUCUCGGGGCGCUGCCUAUCCGCCUCCCCCUUCACAUUCUAGCGAGAGGCGCGGGUCGCCUCCGUCGGGUGAUUACAGACCUUCUUCAUAUAAAGUCAACAAGAAGUUGGAGGUUAUGGAGAAAAUGGGACUCCAGAUAAAGACUCCAGAUGGAUCGAUGGCCACAGCGCAGCAGCUGCGCGCGGCCGCAAGCGAGACUCCAGCUCACAGCGGACUACCUACCUACUUCAACUCUGGCUCUAUGACCACAAACAAAAUCAUGGACCAGGUACAGAAGCGCAAAUUGUUAUGGUCAAAUAAGAAUAAAUCGGAGGCGGAAGAAGCCGCUAAAUGGAGUGGAACCCGUUUUGCGCAAGACUCAGACGGCAAGCAGGUGUCCAAGUUCAUGCGUCUGAUGGGUAUUAAAGAGCCAGCUGCGCUCAAGCCAUCAACACCCGAUGCAUCCGCAGACCCUAACAAGAAACAAGAGGAAUUAUUUCAGGCAAUGCAAGCACAGUAUGAAGUCGCACGGGCGACAACACAUACCAUGCGCGGCGUCGGUCUAGGUUUUCAACGCGGCCAGUUCUAA